AUGAAAUCCAUCACAAUUAGAAUCGCCGUCUUCUGCGAUGGGAUACCUCUUUUACGAGUCACCGCAAGGGAAAGGCGUUCACACCGUGUACGCGAGUGCACGAAACAGACGUUUAGUACGGUGAUCAGGGCACUGGCAUCGAGCAAUCUCCGAGUAGAGACACUCAAUAUUUUCAACGACCCUGAUCUACGGCCACACAGACCAUACAUUGAGGACUUCCAUGCCAGCCCCCAAUCCAGGGAAGUACGCAAACCCGAUGACUCAGGCUCACAGCAGUGCACACUGCCAUUCGACGAGCUCAACGGCGGUAACUGGAAUGAUCCCGGUCUUGCCGAGUCGUUAGCAACAUUGACAUCGCUGUCGAUAGGAAUUUGCACUCCUGAUGCCAGAGCGGGACCGACCGAAGAACUGGCCGAAGAGAACAAGGACCUCCCACGAAUAAACGAGGUGUUUGAAACCUCGAGCAUGGAAGCUCUAACCGACUGCGGCGCUAUGUCCAGGCUUCUCCAAUUAUGCCCACUGCUUAAAGACUUUGAGCUACAUUACUUUCAUGUGAGACUGCGUACGCGGGGCGCGACAGUGGGAGAUAUUACCUGCGAAAAGAUUAUGCAGAGCCUUGCUGAACUGGAAGGAUUGCCCUUCCUUGACACAUGUCGGCUCCGUGGUAUUUGUGCUCGGGGCGAGGACGUGCUGGGCUUUAUCAAGCGAACAAAAGUACGCAAGUUGUCGAUGGAGACUAUAAAGCUGAGUGGGCUUAAUUACCAGUCGGUAUUUAACUACUGCACUGCGGAGGCUGCCAACAUAACCAAGUUGUACUUUGAUAAUCUCUACGAAAUGGAGAGACGCGAGCCUGUCAACCGUCGGAGGGUGCACUUUCUUGGCGAAGGAAGGCGAAGAACAGAGUGGAUGCCGCCUGAGGUUGGCAAUGAGAUAUUGGAAAGAGAAGGCCGACGUGUCAAGUGUCCUAUAGUCUACCACAUGGCUCUUCCAAUGUGUGGCGGGACCCCCGCUCAUGCGGAGUGGACGAGGUUUCAUCUUGCAGAGUAUGGUUUUGGGUGA
This is a messenger RNA of Fusarium subglutinans, 1059 nucleotides long. Its product is annotated as f-box domain protein. NCBI's taxonomy places the organism in Eukaryota, Fungi, Ascomycota, Sordariomycetes, Hypocreales, Nectriaceae. Bases 1 to 1059 code for a protein of 352 amino acids. The transcript has a single exon. The record is from RefSeq and is a predicted model, not a curated record.